Molecule: messenger RNA, 1005 nt
Organism: Centruroides sculpturatus (bark scorpion)
Lineage: Eukaryota; Metazoa; Arthropoda; Arachnida; Scorpiones; Buthidae
Gene: RFeSP
Product: cytochrome b-c1 complex subunit Rieske, mitochondrial-like
Exons: 3
Coding region: 52-852 (266 amino acids)
Biological process (GO): mitochondrial electron transport, ubiquinol to cytochrome c
Cellular component (GO): membrane
Molecular function (GO): quinol-cytochrome-c reductase activity; 2 iron, 2 sulfur cluster binding
Source: RefSeq, a predicted model, not a curated record
UUGGCAGUUUAGAUCUGUCCUACGACCGUCGAAGGUCUUUAACUAGUAGAGAUGAGUUUCAUAGGGAAGUCUUGCCGUUUAAAUCGUCAUUUAAAGGCUACUUCGAACUCGGUCGUGUCUCUGUCGUCGCCAUGUUCCUCUGCCGUUGCAGUUAAACCUAAAUUACUGGUGGUAAAACAGCCGCAACCGGCUCCUAUCUUCCCAAAGAAUGGCCCAUUGGCAGUAUCUGGAGCAGUUUCUGCCGUGUCCCAAAUCAGACUGUCACACACUGACAUUAAAGUUCCCGAUUUCUCUGCGUAUCGUCGUCCCAGUAACCAGAAUCCUUACCAGCCUUCGCGGGAGACGGAAGAUUCGCGAAAGAUGUUCAGCUACGUAAUUUUGGGAGUCGGAGGAUUAGGAGCAGCAUAUUCGGCCAAAGCCAUCGUGACCGGCUUGGUGUCAUCCAUGAGCGCCUCGGCAGAUGUGCUGGCCAUGGCAAAGAUCGAAGUCAAACUGUCCGACAUACCGGAAGGAAAGAAUGCCACCUUCAAGUGGCGCGGAAAGCCCCUCUUUGUCAGACAUCGCACCCCAGACGAGAUUCAGCGGGAGUGCGCGGUCAACCUGGCCCAACUCCGCGAUCCCCAGCACGACAGCGAGAGAGUUCAGAAGCCGGAGUGGCUUGUGCUGAUAGGAGUCUGCACCCACCUGGGCUGCGUUCCAAUUGCUAAUGCCGGAGACUUCGGAGGGUACUACUGCCCAUGUCACGGUUCUCACUACGAUGCAUCCGGAAGAAUCCGCAAGGGGCCGGCACCCCUCAAUCUAGAAAUUCCGUACUACGAAUUUACCGAUGACGUGACACUACUGGUCGGUUAAUUACAUAAUAAGUUAUAAAAGUGAGGUGUUAAUUAUUUAGUUUUUGUUAAAAUAAAGGUAGGUCAAAUUCUUGUACAGGAAUCCUCGAAUGUACGAGCACCGUUCGGAAAACUCCAUUUAUAAGACAAUAAAAUGUAAUUUAGACACACUGAA